AAACCAGUGGACAAGACACAGCGCAUUCAGUGUAGGGAGAAGCAGGGACUCACUGUGAGGGGGAACUUUGUUACUAUGAAACUUAGGAAUAUUUACAAAAUAUUGUAAAAAUUAUCAAAAUCCCUCGUGAAUCCAUAACCUGCCCCUAGGGUUUGAGGUUUUUAGUUUAGUUCGCCCGGAAAGGGCUUCUACACUCACUAUUCUUACACUUUUUUGAAAGAAUGUGUGAGACAGACAGUUAGCCAGCUAGCUAGCUAGCUGAGAGGUGAUACAGGCGGCAGGAGAACAAAAGAUUUUUUUCCGUUUUGGCCGGUUGUACUGACACCAAGUCCAUGCAGAACGUGUCAUUACCAUCACAAUGCCCGUUUUACUUUUUCUGAUAGACACGUCCGCUUCAAUGAACCAGCGCACCCAUCUGGGCACUACCUAUCUGGACAUAGCAAAAGGCGCUGUUGAGACUUUUAUGAAGCUCAGAGGGAGAGAUCCGGCGAGCCGAGGGGACCGGUAUAUGUUGGUAAAUUUUGAAGAUGUUCCGUUCGGGAUAAAGGCUGGAUGGAAAGAGAGCCAUGCCACAUUCAUGACAGAGUUGAGGAACCUCCAAGCAACUGGACUCACAACUAUUGGCCAAUCCUUGAGGAACGCUUUUGAUUUACUCAAUCUCAAUAGAUUAGUGACUGGGAUAGACAACUAUGGACAGGGAAGGAAUCCUUUUUUCCUUGAACCUGCCAUCAUCAUCGCAAUUACAGACGGCAACAAGUUGACCAGCAGCGGCGGUGUCCAAGAUGAGCUACAUCUACCUCUGACCACGCCGCUGCCGGGCAGCGAGCUGACGAAGGAGCCGUUUCGCUGGGACCAGCGUCUGUUUGCUUUGGUGCUACGUAUCUCCGGCAACACUUCGGUGGAGCCCGAGCCCCUCGGCGGCGUCCCGUCUGACGAUUCUCCAAUCACCCCCAUGUGUGAGGUCACUGGAGGUCGUUCUUACAGUGUGUUCUCCCAGCGUAUGUUGAAUCAGUGUCUGGAGUCUUUGGUGCAGAAAAUCCAGAGUGGAGUAGUGAUAAACUUUGAGAAGACGGGACCUGACCCUCCUCCGCUAGAAGACACUCCAGCUGAAGUGGUGAAGUCUGGUCCGCAGCCUUGGCACUGCUGUCACAAGCUGAUCUACGUACGACCUAACCCUAAAACUGGUGUUCCCAUCGGGCACUGGCCCAUCCCCGAAGCCUUCUGGCCAGACCAGAACUCCCCCACAUUGCCUCCCCGCUCAGCCCACCCCCACGUCCGUUUCUCCUGCGUGGAUGCUGAACCCAUGGUGAUAGACAAGGUACCCUUUGAUAAGUAUGAGCUGGAGCCGUCGCCCCUCACACAGUACAUUUUGGAGAGGAAAUCACCGCACACCUGCUGGCAGGUGUUUGUAUGUAACAGUGCCAAGUACAGCGAUCUGGGGCAGCCGUUUGGUUACCUGAAGGCCAGCACAGCUCUAAAUUGCGUCAACUUGUUUGUAAUGCCCUACAACUACCCCGUACUUCUUCCGCUUCUGGAUGACUUGAUUAAAGUGCACAAGUUCAAGCCUACCAUUAAAUGGCGACAGUCCUUUGAGAACUACCUGAAGACGAUGCCUCCGUAUUACAUUGGGUCGCUAAGAAAGGCUUUAAGAAUCAUGGGAGCACCGAACCUGCUAGCUGACAACCUGGAGUAUGGUCUGAGCUACAGCGUGGUUUCCUACCUGAAAAAGCUCAGUCAGCAGACAAAAAUCGAGUAUGACCGUCUGAUCGCUUUGAUUGGGAAAAAGCAGCCACCGGAGCCUGGCCUCAAGGUGCGAUGGCGAGGCGGAAGUAUAUCUCUAGCCCAGCGUCGGGACUUCAUCCAGCAGCUACAGAAUCUCACAGGAGAGGCCCCAGCCCUGCCCAUGGAGCUUAACCCCAAAGAGUUUCAAGGCUUUCAUCUGGCACUGCUCAACAAGAGCCUGAAGCCUCAGAGUUUUAGGAAUCCGUACGACAUCCCCCGCAGCCACCUGCUCGACCAGCUCAGCCGAAUGAGGAGAAACCUUCUCAACACCAGCGUCUGCACUGUCAGAGGCCACGACUCCGACCAGCUCCACAGCGUGCCAAUCGCCCAAAUGGGAAACUACCAAGACUUCCUUAAAGCUGCUCCCCAGCCUCUUCGAGACGCAGACCCCGAACAGCCCAAACGGUUGCACACAUUCGGCAACCCCUUCAAACUAGACAAGAAGGGCAUGAUGAUCGACGAGGCAGACGAGUUUGUGACCGGCCCUCAGAACAAGGGCAAGAGACCUGGCGACAGCAACAACGUGCCGGGCGGAGGUCCAAAGAGACGCCGGUGCAUGUCACCUCUGCUGCGAUUGGGUAGAGCCUACACCCCUCCAGUGUCCCCGUCUGCGAGCCCUCGACACUCAGCAGACAUGGACGUUAACGACGGUGCACCAGAAGCAGACCUGAUCAUCAACCACGUGGAUCAGAACCACUACGGCUCAGACCGGAACUCUGACUCGGAGGUGGACCGUCCCUCGAGUCCCACCGACCUUCAGGAGAACCACACUGCUGCGGAUCCUCAGGCGAUGCGGCACAGGGAUGAGGACGAGAACGGGCAGACCCAUCCAAGCGAGCUGCCACUGGGCAGCGAGGGAGGAGCGGAGAUGGUGCUGAUGGACGACCAGGUGCAGCACUACAUUACGCCUUCAGCUCUGAAGAAGCACAUUCACACCGAGACGACGAAGGUCAACAAUGAGCUCAGGUCGCUCAUCACCAAGGAGAUCAGAAAACCUGGCAGACACUACGAGAAGAUUUUCCUCCUCUUGAAACAGAUCCAGGGCACUCUCGACACCCGGCUCAUCUUCCUCCAAAACAUAAUCAAAGAGGCAGCCAGGUUCAAGAAGCGCGUUCUCAUCGAACAGCUGGAAAACUUCCUCGAAGAGAUCCACAACAGAGCCACUAACAUGAACCACGUGGACACGUUCUAACGCGAACUCAUUCCCAAACUGAACUUACUGGUAACCAAACCGGGCAACCCUCCACAUCCCCCUCAAACCACCACUCCUACUGUACCAGGGGCCCCUGCAGAGAUGAGACAAGGCGGCAUCCAGCUCCCAAACCAUCGCUUCUUCACUGGACUCCUUCAUUCAUUUAAUGAGCAUUAUGCUUGUGUUGUUUGCACAGUAAUCCUCAAAGACAGUACUGACCCUGAGUAAUGCAGAUGCAUUUUUCAGACUUGCAAAAAAAAAAAAAGAUGAGCGAGGAAGCACAUAUCGCUGCAGGUGAAGUGUGAAGGUGAAGGCCUAUGCAAUGACGUGUUUGUCCUGUGGACAGUUUGUACGGGAAGGUUCUCUGAACCCGUCCUCAGAUGUUUCCCUUUAAUUAUUCAGCUCCCCUCAUCAGAUUUUUCUUUUCUUUUAACAAAUGUGAGUGGUUAUCUCUCAGACAGGGGUGCUGAAAUAAACAAGGGCAUUUCUGGAGAGGGUCAGAUGACAGCCUGUGUGUGGAUGUAAUGUCACGUGACAGUGUGAUUGGACUGAUAAUGAAGGGUAUAUCGGCACGUGUGGUUGUAUUUUCAGACAACUCAGGGUCAAAUGGGAUCCAGGGGAGAUGCUCAUGAGAGACUUUGCUCAAAGUCACGAUUCAACUUUAUUUUAUUUUUCCCCCCCAUGGUGUUAUUUCUGAUUUGUGGAGGAUAAGAGUCCGGCCGUUCACUUCGCAAUUGUUAAAAUUGACCUUCUGCUUUCCACCAGAUGGACUGCUGAACUCUCGAAUCAGAACAAUUGGGCUUGAAACAUUGAAUCUAAUAACGUGUAGUCUUCCUGGCAGACUGAUGCUAUAUCAGUAGUAGCUUAACUUUUGGACUAAACCACCAGUUCCUGUUCCCUUUGCGGGGCGGGGGAGGGGGGCGGCGGCGAAGAAAACAGAUCCACAACGAUCGUUGCAUCUGGAGACAGUCAACUUUAAAAAAACAAAACUGUCUUUUUCAAAGUAAAGUCGGGAAAAACAAAAAGCUCAGGAACUGACACAUUAAUGCAUCACAAUCAGCAAUAACAUCGGAGCCCUCCUCCCUGCCCUUUCACUUUUAGCCUGAAACAGCUGAUAUGCAACACAAACGUCUUGUCUGGUGGAGUGUAGAUGAACCGAGGUGUCGGAUGCCAGCCUGUCCCAGCGUGCUGGCUGCUGCCAAAUAACUUAACCCAGCCCCUAAACUCCUUUUUCCGCCAUGAAUCUCAAAGCAACUUCUUACCACUUAAAAGCAAAUGCACUUGUGUACAUUUGAGAAUCUUUAUUUAUGUAAUUUAAAAUGAAAAAAAAACAGCCUUUAAACUUUUUUUUUUUUUUAGGUCAGGCUUGUUUAAUGUUCUCCAAUUUACACAAAUAAUGUCUAGAGGUCAGGAGUUGAUUUCAGACUCAGAGGGCAGCCCUCUUCCGCUCCCUCCCUCCUUGGACAGGGACCAAAAUCUGCCAUACUUGUCUUUGUUUGUGAAGAGGCCGCUACCAAAAGAGUAUUUUGAAUACACUGUAAAGAUGUAAAUAACCCUAGAGUACUAUUUAAAGAGAAUGUUCAGUGGGAAAAAAAUGGCCUUUUUGUAAGUAUUUCCAUGAAUAAAGCUUCUAUUUUACACUGUGAAGGGCCAUGUAAAUAAAGUGUUCUGU
Messenger RNA from Maylandia zebra (zebra mbuna), 4646 nucleotides. It is a transcript of the gene ints6, whose product is annotated as integrator complex subunit 6. Gene Ontology annotation, cellular component: integrator complex. NCBI's taxonomy places the organism in Eukaryota, Metazoa, Chordata, Actinopteri, Cichliformes, Cichlidae. The record is from RefSeq and is a predicted model, not a curated record. Gene Ontology annotation, biological process: snRNA 3'-end processing.